This is a messenger RNA of Toxotes jaculatrix (banded archerfish), 3151 nucleotides long. RefSeq names its product SLAM family member 7-like. Bases 58 to 990 code for a protein of 310 amino acids. Lineage: Eukaryota; Metazoa; Chordata; Actinopteri; Toxotidae. The record is from RefSeq and is a predicted model, not a curated record. The transcript is spliced from 6 exons.
GAGACGGUCAUCUGCUGAUAAGCGUUCACCACUUCCUCAUCCAGCUCAUUUUACAGGAUGGACUCCAUCGUGCUUCUCUUUGCUGUUUGUCUGCUGCGUCUAUGGGAAGCACAAGGGUCCAGUGCUCUGACUUCUGUAUUUGUACAGAAGGGAAAGGAUUUACUUCUGGGGGUCACAGAAGCAGAUUUACCCACACAAAUUAAUUUUCUUUCAUGGCUAUUCAAUAGAUCAGACGUUUUAGUAACAUUUUCACCUGAUAAAGAACCGAUAAAGUACAAUGAAAGGGUUGAGGUUUUUGUGGGGAAUUACUCCAUAAAACUGAAGAAUCUACAAGAGGCAGACAGUGGAGUCUAUACUGUACGAGCGUAUGGGGCUAAAGAACACACAGAAACUCAAUACAAUGUCACAGUUCAAGAUUCAGUGUCUCCACCUCAGCUGAUCAUAGACUCUGUGCCCACAAGCUCAGGCUCCUGUAACAUCACUGUGACCUGCAGCACACAGGACUCACAUCACAUCAACAGCACUUUUACAUGUGACACACAAACCUGCAGUCAGGACAUAGGAGAGGCAUCAAAGGUCACAGCCUCUGGUGCUUCUCUCCAAGUCUACCUGUCAAGUGGAUCAAUCAUCUGUAACCACAGCAACCAGGUCAGCUGGACCACAGACAUGACCAUAAAUGUUUGCCCCCAACAACUUACAGAGCCCCCCUCCAACAUAGCUCUUACUGUUGUCACUGUGGUUCUCUGCACACUUUUCAUAGCAGCUUCCAUUGGUGCAGCUCGUCUUUAUCGUCAAAAAAGAACAAAAGAUAAAAGAGAAGAGACUGAAGAAGCAGUGUAUGCAGUUCCUGAGUUCACACCUGGAGCCAGACCUCUGCUUCAAAGUUUAACCAACGAUGCUUCAGGUCUUUCUCCAACCUCCACCUACUGCUUGGUAGGGCUUCCCACGGGAUCCAAGGGAUCUUGGGAUUUUGAGCAAUCUAACAGCUGAGACUGGAACUGGGCAAAAGAAAGCCAUGUUUUCAAAAUCCAUCGGUAACAUCAGUUACUGCAUCAGUCUGCUGUUCCUGGUCCUGCAGCUUGCUCCUACCUGCCACAGGUGGUUGUUAGUGUUUGUGCUGCUUGCUUGUGCUAAAAAAAAAAAAAAAACAACCCCUGAUCAUCUGACCUGAUCAGUGUGAUGAAUGUCCAGAUACACUAUGAUCCAUCUAUCCAACCAUCCUUCCAUGGUCUUGUCUGGAAGUUAGUCUUCUCAAACUGCUGCAUAUGUGUAGUCAAAUUGCUGAAUGUGGGUCUUCGAUUUAUAGCUAGAAACAAAAGUCCAGUUUUCAGAACUGGAUUUUUGAACAGAACAGGUGACACAGAAUGCAAAACAGCAAAUGCAUUUUCCAAAAGUUGUGAUACUUCACGUGUUUUCUGUGAAAUAUUUUCCACGUUGGACCUGCAGCGCAACCCCUGCUUCAAAGUCCAGCCAAUGAUGCUUCAGGUCUUUCUCCCUCCACCUACUGCUUGGUUGGGUUUCCCUCAUUGCCUUCUAAAUUUUUAGGUAUCAAUCCCCUGAUUGGUAUCUUUGUAAUGUUUCUUCAUCUUCAUGACUCAUGUUACGUAUUUGACAGGAAAUCAACUCAUCACCUGUUGGUCCUUGUUGUCAUUCUUACACUUAUUUGCUGUAAAUAGGCACAAAGAUUAUUAUUAAGUGUUUUUCUGAAAAAGUAACCAAAAAAAGUAAUCUAAGGUUGACAGAGGAGAGAAGUAGUUAAUGUCUGAUGAGGUCAGUCUGACUGAAACGUUCAUUUUUAAUCAUGGGAAACAUUCAACAGUGUGGAUUAUUUUUCUAUCAGAGGGUUUAGUUUUGAUUAACAGUGUUAUUCGUGUUAUUCUGAGCUGCAGUGAUGGAAUAAAAGUAAAAUCACCAGCACUGUCAAGAAUUCUGUAGGAUUAAAUAAUCUUGGUGCAAUUAAAAUGAGGCUGUAAUAUUUAUUAUGUAGUUAUUAAGUGUGAUAAACUCUUCCUCCGUUUGUUAGAAGCUGUUUAAAGGCCUGCAACAAAAAAAACAAAAAAAACAAUUCGACUCACCUAUAAAAAAACAAAUCUGAAAUUACCUGUUGCUCUUUAUUAUUUGUCACUUUAUUGUCAACUCUUUUGUCCCUGCCGAGAUCCUGUAGGAAUAAUGACUCAAUUUUUCCAGUGAUCUGGUCAGUAGUUAUGACACCAGGAGUUUCUGCAAUAGAAAUCCCUCCUGUUCAAAGUGCAUCUGUCACCAUGGUGACUGCUUGGCUGCAUCAGUCCAGUUUGCAGCUCUCUUGGGAGCAUCAUCCAAACACGCGCACGUGUGUGUGUGUCUUUAUAAGCUGUUGACCGUGUGGUUCUUGGACUGUCCAGAAUGAGUUAACAGAUGGUCAUCUGCUGUUAAGCGUUCACCACUUCCUCAUACAGCUCAUUUUACAGGAUGGACUUCAUUGUGCUUCUCUUUGCCGUUUCUCUGCUGAAUUUAUGGGAAGCACAAGGUAAAAUCAUUUUUACCACUUUUUUCUCCAAAUACUGUUUUAUUGUUAUUUUGUUGUUGUACUGAGUCACUAUUGCAGCGAUGCAAGAAAAAAAUCACAUACUGUAGCAUGUUUUGAGAAGUAGCUGAAACUCAGCAUUUGAUCAGAACUCAUUUUUGACUUUUAUAAUGUUGAGAAAUGCAUACAUUUCUCAAUAUGUGCUCAAGAUAUGCUUUUUGUCAAUUAUUUCAGGAGGGAGUUUUUUGCAGUUUAAAAAGGAAAUUAAUCUUCAGUGUAAGAGAAAUUGAAAUAUAACGGAACAUUUAAAUAAAAUUAGGACAUUCUUGUACAAGGCCCUAAUACUGUAUACUGAGACAGGAUUUAGGUUUUCUCCAAAAAAUUGUGACUGUGACCUUUUACUUGCUACAACAACCACUGCGUCAAUUCCACAUUUCCACUUUUUUAACACAAAGUGAAACCAUGUCCAGAACAAAGACAUGUUGCCUUUCAGUGUUUCAAUAAUGUGUUAUACAUCCUUUGUGAUUGAAUAACCUGUAUGUGAGUCUUUCCAUUUGCUUUGUGUGAAUGGCAACUAUCAUUAUUAUAUUGUCAAUAUUGCCAAUAGUACUGCUGUCACCAUCUUUAUCGGUAUUAUUCUCAUCAUCA